UUUUUUUUUUUUUAUUUUCUCAAUAAUCGUCAAUAAAUAAACGAUAGCUAAAUAGGUCUCGUUUUUGGAGAAUUUAUUCGUUUUUGGAUGCAAUAUUUGAUUUUUUAAAAGUGUUUAUUAAUUUAUUCCAAUCACCGAUUAAUUUGCAAACUCCACAAAAAAAUAAAACAAAUAUUAAUGAUUAAUUUCUACAAAUAACCAUAAUGUAAGAGGAAAUUAUUUUAAUAUGUGUAUCGAAAAACUAAUCGUUUUUUAAUACAAGAUAUAGGUGGAAUGUAUGUUGAACGGCGGCCGUUGUUUAAAUUAAUAGUUUCUUAUACUAAAACGAACGCUUCUUUGGAUAGGCGAAAGUUUUGAAAAAAUCUGUGAAAAUUAUUAUCAAAAUGGUAAUGUACACUUUCAUAUGCGUUGGAAGAGACAAAGAUUUGAUUUUUGUAACUAAGUUGCCUUCUUAUUCAUAUCGUACCUAUAUAAUUUUUGAAAAUUUUCAUUUUCCAAAAUAAGUGCGUUUAAACGUCGAAAAAUCUUGCUAUAGCUGGAUCAAUAUGAAUUUUUUUAAUGACCCAAAAGUUAAAACUUACAUACAUUGAAUAUACUUUUGGAAAAUGCGUAAAUUGUUUUGUUACACAUAUUAAAAUAAUUUACUCUAACAUUAUGGUUAUUUGUAGAAAUUAUUCAUUAAUAUUUUUUUUUGUUUGUGGAGUUUGCAAAUUAAUCGGUGAUUGGAAUAAAUUAAUAAACACUUUUAAAAAAUCAAAUAUUGCAUUCAAAAACGAAUAAAUUCUCCAAAAACGAGACCUAUUUAGCUAUCGUUUAUUUAUUGACGAUUAUUGACGAUUAUUGAGAAAAUAAAAAAAACAAUUUCAAUUUCAGGAAUUGAACCUCGGAUACCCGAGUAACAGGCAACUCUACCGCGUGGCAGUCAUCUUGACGUUGGUGCGGUGGCUUGAGUUUCAAAGAUUCAUCUGAUCUACCGUGUUUGGGGAAACCUAAAUCGGCAGUAAUUUUGAGGAGUUACGACCAAGAACUGCCACCCCUAAUCCAAGGUGAUGUAACCGUGCCUAUUGGAGUGGUUUGCAGCCAGGGGUAUCCGGCUGUAUUUUAACGGUGCCUCUUUGAAACCGGGUCGAAUCAAAGAGUAUCAAGACCUUAUCUUAUCAUGCGGAGCUCUGAUAUGAUGGACUUUUUUUUUUUUAUUCUCUAGCUUAACGUGGGAACUAACCAAAAAUACAUUAAAAUGUCAAAAAAAUCAAACAACAACAAAAAUUUUAAAAAAAUCGUUGUCCAGCGGGAUGUCACCGCCAGCGAUUUAGCGAGUCAGAUGGAGAGAGAUCUCCAUGGCGACGACUCGAAACCGGGGUGCAGCAAAAAAGGUGCAAAGCCAAAGCAGCAUAAAAAGAACCGGUUAGCUCAAGGUGCGGUAUCAUCAGAAGCUAGCAGCGGGAGUAUCCCUCCUAAUGUAGUGGAAGAUGGUACUAGGGCCGAAGUAGAUGCUAAAGAUGGGAACAAACCAUCAGAAGCAGAAUCGAUUCCAUCGACAAUAACCAUAAAAGCACGCACUAAUCCGAAUCCGGGUUCAGGUGGUCAAAACGACUCACUAUACCGUGAUUCGCUUAGUGGAGCGGGCAAGAAAUGGGAUAGCAGAUUCCUGAGGCAAGGCUUGUCUCGGGAAGAAGCCAAGAAAAAGAUGGAGGAGAGAAAGCUAGCAAAUUCAAGCGAACCACCCAAAAGCCAAGACCAGGGUAAGCGGAAGAGCAGCCAAAUAACUCCUCCUCAGAGGCAAGAAGUUAAAAAGCCCAGGACAAAUGCAACUGUCGAAACGGGACUUAGUACCGUCAAGGCAGGUGCUGAAGCACUGGGCUUAAGCUAUGCAAGUGUGGCAACUGGAGUUAAGGUUGCGGUCCUACCUAAGGAUUUUCCUGAGGCAUCUCUCAGUGCUGACGAACUGUCAACACUGGAAGAGGCCAUAAUUGAGGAGGUGUUCUUGGGAUGGACACACAAACUUAAAUUCAAUGGACUGCAUUAUAGAACAGGCUUCCUUUUAGUCGACUGCGUAGGGCAACCUACAGCAGAUUGGCUAAAACUAAAAGCCUCAGAAUUGCAAAAUUGGAAGGGUACCGAAUUGAUGGCAUGCUUGGGAGACGAUAUCCCCAAAAUGCAGCACAUCACUGUAUUCCUUCCAAAAAGCAGUGGGCAAGAGGACAGGAAGUCAUUGGCUCUUAUCCAAGCCCAAAAUGAAGGACUGGCAAUCCAGGCCUGGAAGGUGCUCAAAAGCACGGCAGAAGGAAAGGCGCAACUGAUGGUGAUCAGCAUUGAUGCCAAGUCGGCCGAGGCUAUAGUGAAGGCUCAACAUGAACUUCACUAUAAAUUCGGCAAAAUUGGUGUAUCAGGCCUAAAGAAACCAUCAGUGCCUACUACCUUGCAUAAGCCUGAAAACGUAGCACCCGAAGGGACCCAAGAGGUAGAAAUGUCAGAUGCCCCAAUUCCCAAAAGCAUCAUACGUCCUACCCGUUUUCCUACUACAGAUUACAAUCAACCCAAUGAAACCCCACCCACAAACUCCCUACCACCCCUACAAAACACCCAACAAUCCCUCCCAUCCGGCAGCCAGGCAGAUUCACUGGACCUCAUGGGUAUGGAAAAGGUUCGUCUCGACGAUGAGUUAGAGGGCAUGGACCUCACCUUGAGUCAAGCCAGGUCAGACGUGCUUCCUACCGAGGAGGAAGAAAACCAUCUGUUAGCAGAUGAGGGGGCAAUAGUCCCCAUCUGUUAAACUCAAAAUGAACGGACGCGGGAUCACCAAGCUAGCCCAAAUUAACCUCCACCACGCAAAAGCGGCAUCAGCCGUCCUGGAAAGGAAGUUUGCAAAGGAGAAUUUGGGACUAGCACUGAUCCAAGAACCUUGGACCUACAAAGGUCAGGUAAGAGGUCUAAAUAGUAGUAACUCUGAUUUGAUAUGGGACACGAGGCACGACUCGCCCAGAGCUUGCAUAAAAAUAAGAAAUAAUAUAAAAUUUAUAUGUCUUUCAGAAUUUAUGACGAGGGAUCUGGUACCGAUCCAGACCCAAAUUGAUUGUGAUGGUAUACCUCAAACGAUUGUUGUUAUGGCGGCUUACUUCUCAGGUGACGAUGACAACAUUCCACCGACGGUGGUACAACGGCUGGUCGAUUACUGCAAAA
Molecule: messenger RNA, 3180 nt
Organism: Episyrphus balteatus (marmalade hoverfly)
Lineage: Eukaryota; Metazoa; Arthropoda; Insecta; Diptera; Syrphidae
Exons: 1
Coding region: 1238-2773 (511 amino acids)
Source: RefSeq, a predicted model, not a curated record